This is a messenger RNA of Penaeus monodon (black tiger shrimp), 579 nucleotides long. RefSeq lists its product as uncharacterized. The record is from RefSeq and is a predicted model, not a curated record. Bases 58 to 579 code for a protein of 173 amino acids. The transcript is spliced from 4 exons. Lineage: Eukaryota; Metazoa; Arthropoda; Malacostraca; Decapoda; Penaeidae.
CAGAUAGUAUUUUAGUAGGCUAUUUGGGAACACUAAAAGUGAACAGCCGAUUUCAGUAUGCUGAAUCCCCCCAAAAAACUUGCAGGGUGCGACCAAUACCAUCUAGUCUCCCUCGACUUGACUCUUCACGAUUCGCCCACUAAACUGCUCUGGCGGCCGGGCGAACGCGCCGCGAGCUUGCGCUUGGUUUUACUGCGUUCCGGAGCUGGGUAUGAUGAAUUUACAUUCUUCAGGGAGUCAAGUUCACAACUUCAGUAUGACAUGACAUUUCGGCGUGUGUCUGGUGUUUUAGGUGCCACUUGUGUUGUAGCGAGUGCCAGUCUCGAUGUGUCCUGCGCUUGUCGCAAAAAUCAGACGGAAAUUAACAGCUUCUACGUUGAAAGCUUUGACGAUGAUGGCACGAAGACUCCAAGCUACUUUUCCUUGGACUGUGAGGAUGACGCAGAAGCCAAUGCCAAUCCUCCGGAACCCACGGCAAGUUCUUUGAAGAGCAGUGCUUUUUUAGAAGGCAGGCAUCCUUCCUUGGGAAAACAAGUCGUCAAUGGCCCAACACAACCCCGGAAUGAGAUUCACCACUAA